Sorghum bicolor (sorghum) is the source of this 1198-nucleotide messenger RNA. Its product is annotated as LOB domain-containing protein 16. The transcript is spliced from 2 exons. The record is from RefSeq and is a predicted model, not a curated record. The coding region runs from base 280 to 942 and encodes 220 amino acids. Gene Ontology annotation, biological process: hormone-mediated signaling pathway; positive regulation of DNA-templated transcription. NCBI's taxonomy places the organism in Eukaryota, Viridiplantae, Streptophyta, Magnoliopsida, Poales, Poaceae. Gene Ontology annotation, cellular component: nucleus.
UUGCUCCCUUCAAACCAGACACCCUGCCCUACCUGUCCUCCGGCCGGGCUCCGGCGCUCCAUCCCCAUCCUCGCCUUCUCCCUCGCUCCUAUAAAUCCAUCUCGAGUUGCACCGGCCGGUAGUCCACAAGCUCAGCAGGGUGGGUGCAGCUUGCAUGCGUGUCCUACCAUAGCCAUAGCUAGCUAGCACACCGGCCAGUAGGAAGACGACGAUCGACUAGCUAGCUAGCUAUAUACUUAGACAUCUUCCUUUGCUAGCCGGCGUACUAGUGUGACCGACAUGGCCGGAGCCGCCGCCGCCGCUGCUGCCAACGGAGGGACGACCGCGGCUGCUGCCGCCGCGACGGGCGCGGGGUCCCCGUGCGGCGCGUGCAAGUUCCUGCGCCGGCGGUGCGUGCCGGAGUGCGUAUUCGCGCCCUACUUCAGCAGCGACCAGGGCGCCGCGCGCUUCGCCGCCAUCCACAAGGUGUUCGGCGCCAGCAACGCAUCCAAGCUGCUGUCGCACCUCCCCGUCGCCGACCGCUGCGAGGCCGUCGUCACCAUCACCUACGAGGCGCAGGCCAGGCUACGCGACCCUGUCUACGGCUGCGUCGCCCAGAUCUUCGCCCUCCAGCAGCAGGCCGGUCGCCAUCCUGCAAGCGCAGCUGAUGCAGGCCAAGGCGCAGCUCGCGUGCGGCGUCCAAGGCGCCGCGCACUCGCCGGCGAGCCACCAGUGGCCCGACAGCGCCAGCAUCAGCGCCCUGCUCCGCCAGGACACGGCGUGCAGCGCCAGGAGACCCGGUCCCCUCGACGACUGCUUCAUGCCGGAGCUCAUGGCCGGGUUCAGGGACGACGUCGCCGCGGCCGCGCAGCAUUGUGCCGGCAAGGUGGAUGCCGGCGAGCUCCAGUACCUGGCCCAGGCCAUGAUGAGGAGCCCCAACUACUCCCUGUAGCUGCCUGCUAGAAUGAUAAGAGAGACCAUGCGUUUUGGAGCCAUGCUGUGCCAUCUCAUCUCUCCACUCCGCUAAUGCAAGUGCGAGAUGAGCUAGAAAUUCCUACCUACAAAAGGAAAUUAACAACUUGUACCAGCUAGUAGUGAUGAAGUACUCUCUCUUUUUUCUCUCUCUUUUGUUAUUACUACUAUAUAUCAUCAGUGUUCUGAUCUUAUAUAAUGGUGACGAGUAGUACUAGUAUAAAUCAUAUAUAGUGGUUGGUAGCAA